UAUUUGCGUGGCCAAGUUGGGUCGCCGAUCCGACGAGGUAUAUAUAGUGGCUGCGUGGGUCGCCAUCUCGAGUCAGUGCCGCGGAGAACUGCCUGUUAGCUGGAUCUACUUGGGCCACUGAAUUGAGCAAUAACUGAGAUAGUUGAGAGAUGGAACGCUGGCAGGAUCGCGUGGCCGUGGUCACAGGGGCCAGUUCUGGGAUCGGAGCCGCAGUGACCCGUCAGCUGGUGGGCGCCGGGGUCAUCGUGGUGGGCCUGGCCAGGCGGGUGGACCGCAUGGAGGCCAUCAAGGAGCAGCUGCCGCCGGAGCUGCAGUCCCGCCUCCAUGCCAUCCACUGCGAUGUGGCCGAUCUGGACUCGGUGACGGCCGCCUUCGACUGGAUCGAGGAGCAGCUGGGCGGCUGCGACAUCCUGGUGAACAACGCCGGCUGCCUGUUCCCCGGCCAGCUGCUCACCCUGGAGCUGGAGCAGCUGCAGCAGGUGCUCAACGUGAACCUGAUGGGCGUGGUCAUCUGCACGCGGCGCGCCUUCCGCUCGAUGCAGCAGCGCGAGGUGGCCGGUCAUGUGGUGCUCAUCAACAGCCUCACGGGUCGCUCGAUCAUCAAUCCGCCGGGCGAUGAGCUGCAGGCCCUCAACAUGUACCCGCUGACCAAGCACGGGAUCACGGCCUUGCUGGAGGUCCUGCGACAGGAGCUGCGCGGGUUCAAGACCCAGAUCAAGGUCACGAGCAUCACUCCAGGUGUGACCGAUACGGAUAUCCUGCCUUCCGGUUUCGAUACGCUGCCGAUGCUAAAACCGGAUGACAUCGCAGCGGGCAUUAUGUACGCCCUGGCCACGCCCCCUCAUGUCCAGGUCCACGAACUGACCAUCAAGCCGCUGGGCGAGCCCUUCUGAAUCCCUCCGGGAAUGACAUAAUAAUAAUGGCAUAAUGAUGAAUAAUAAUGGUGAAGUGCCCACAUUUCAGCGAAUAUAGUGAUGACCAAAA
This is a messenger RNA of Drosophila rhopaloa, 984 nucleotides long. RefSeq names its product farnesol dehydrogenase. NCBI's taxonomy places the organism in Eukaryota, Metazoa, Arthropoda, Insecta, Diptera, Drosophilidae. The transcript has 2 exons. The record is from RefSeq and is a predicted model, not a curated record. The coding region runs from base 150 to 893 and encodes 247 amino acids.